Molecule: messenger RNA, 513 nt
Organism: Prorocentrum cordatum
Lineage: Eukaryota; Dinophyceae; Prorocentrales; Prorocentraceae
Source: the annotation of a GenBank genome assembly
CAGGCCGCCCUGCGAGCUCUCGACCGCAGAGGGUGUGGUCCACUGCGCCGCCCGAAGAACGCCCAGAGGCUGCUGGGCCCGUGCAGGUGCUCGCGGACAGACAGCCCCCUGCUGCACCUGUACCUUUUCGCGGACCAGGAGGUCCAGGUGUUCAAGAAGGGCCAGUGGGAUUCGCGUGAUGAUGCUGGUUGUGAGGACGAGGCUGCCGAGGACGACAACCCUGAUGCCGACGCAGACGCGACCGAGGACCGCGACCGCGACCCCAACCGCAACAGCCGCUGGGGGAUCAAAGGCGAGGGCCGACCGGGCGACUGGGACUGCCCCGAGUGCGGCGCGAGGGUGUUCGCCUCCAAGUCGGCCUGCUUCAAGUGCGGGGCCCGCAAGGACGGCAGCAGCGACGCCCGAGGCGUGGGUGGCAACGACGCCGAGGGCGCGGAUGGCAGCGCCGCGAAGCGGAAGCGCAACCGGAAGGCGAAGACCCGUGAGUCCGACAGGGCAGCGGCGCACCAGUAG